This is a messenger RNA of Tigriopus californicus, 2007 nucleotides long. Its product is annotated as tRNA pseudouridine(38/39) synthase-like. Gene Ontology annotation, molecular function: RNA binding; pseudouridine synthase activity. Gene Ontology annotation, biological process: tRNA pseudouridine synthesis; mRNA pseudouridine synthesis. The record is from RefSeq and is a predicted model, not a curated record. NCBI's taxonomy places the organism in Eukaryota, Metazoa, Arthropoda, Copepoda, Harpacticoida, Harpacticidae. The transcript has a single exon. Gene Ontology annotation, cellular component: nucleus; cytoplasm.
AGAAGAGGAAUGAGAGGAAAGAGUGCAGGUCUGUCUCUCUUUUUUGGCGUCUGAGCUUGUUCAAUGUUUUGGGGCCAAAGGGAUCAGGGGGCCGCCUUCUCGGGAUUCACUCGCCGGGAAAUAAUUCCUCUUUGGACCACUGCUGUGGACCCACUUCUGCCGAUUGGCCGGCCGGAUUUGCGUCAGAUUUCAUAAUGGCCGAGUCAGCCUCGAAAUACAACUGAAAGAAUUCUGAGCGGCAUGGACCAGGGUGUCCAUUCGAAAAUGAUUUAAUUCGGCUGCACCCACUCUAAGCUUAAAAAACACUUUGCUUGGUUUAGAGGAGAGCAAUGAAUUCGAAUUGAAAUAAUGCUUGGAGGGAGGGAUCAUCAGCCAGGCAAAUGGGCCAUAUUGUGUUACCCUCUGUCAGUUUAUGUAGAUUGAUCAAUUCGAGAAACGGAGUAGACCCCAAGAACGUGGAGUAAGACGUAAACAACAUGUGUCGGGUAGGUCUGGAUUCUGGAAUGAAAACAAGAAGUACAUAGUGGAAUUUGUGGAUGAACUGUGGAGCACAAUUUUUUCGAACCUCCAAAAAUGGCCACUGAUUGUCCUGAAAAUGCUUCGAUGCCCCCGGUAAUCUCAAAUAGUUGUUCAGAAGAUGAGAGCGAUGUUCGGAAACUUCGUCUACAGGUCCAGCAACUGAAGAACAUCAUCAAGAAAUUAACCGGUCAGGAUCAAGGCGGAGCGGAAAGUUCUCCAUCGACUGGUGGGUGUGGCUCCGCCAAGAAAUCGACGCGGAAAUUUGAUGCUACUUUGUUCAAAAAACGUCAUGUCCUGCUGCAAAUUGCUUAUUUCGGUUGGGAUUAUCACGGUUUCGCCGUUCAAGAAAUUGCGGGCAAGACCAUCGAAAGCGAACUGUUCAAAGCUUUGUUGCGAACGCGUUUAAUCGAAUCGCGCGAGACGUCCAAUUACCAUCGUUGUGGGCGGACGGACAAGGGCGUGAGUGCUCUCCGUCAGGCCGUGUCCAUCGAUUUGCGAACCCAAUUGAUGGAGGGUGCCGGCGUUUUCGAUUAUGAAGGAUGUCGAGCCCAAGAGCGAGUCAAGACCACUUCCGAGGAGAUUGAUUAUUGCAAGAUCUUGAACAGCAAUCUUCCGGAUCACAUCCAAGUGGUGGCUUGGGCCCCUUGUGCCAAAUUAGACUUCAGCGCUCGCUUUGAUUGCCACAGUCGAACCUACAAAUAUUUCUUUCCCCUGAGUAACAUGAAUCUCGACCACAUCAAUGAGGCUGGUUCGUUCUUAAUUGGAUCGCACGAUUAUCGCAAUUUCUGCAAACUCGACGUGGGUAAUGGAGUGGUGAAUUACAUCCGACGAAUCGAUCAGGUGAAGGCCCAAUUCAGUGAUAACGACCCGAGUGAAGGUCGGUCCGGCGGAUAUCGCAUGUGUGUGCUCACCGUUGUCGGCAAGGCUUUCCUUUGGCAUCAAAUCCGAUGCAUUGUGGCCGUUCUAUUCCGUGUGGGAGAGGGUCUCGAAAAGCCCACUGUGAUUCAAGAGCUCUUGGACAUUGACAAGAACCCAUCUAGGCCCCAAUACAGCAUGGCCUCUGAAGUACCUUUGAACUUGUUUGAUUGUCAAUAUGACGGCGUUGAUUGGAAUUAAAAUGACGAAGCGUUGCUUAUCGUCCUGAAACGCGUGCAGUCGCUAUGGACCGAUCAUCAGGUGAAAGCAUCCAUGCUCAAAGCCGCUUUGGAUGAGAUUGAGAGCUGUGUCUCGUCCGAGGAUUGUUUUAAGACAUUUCAAACCAGAUGUCUCGUUCCCAAUAGUAACACCAAAUCGUAUAUCCCACUUAUGAAUAUGCUCAAGUGCAACAGCUUAGAAGAAAAAAUACAUCACAAUGAGGCAAAAAAGCAGAGACUUCAGUGAUCGCAGCAAUCUUGAUAUUGGCUGGAGAGUACGCUAGUAUGAAAAAAAAAUAAUUCAACGAAAAAUGUGAUUCAUCCUUCUUCUUGUCUAAUAAACUCACUGGCUGUA